AUUGCCAGAAACUCAGGCCGUCUUCAUAUCUGGUGUCUCGCCCAAUUACUCAUUCAAUCUCUUCAAUUACAUCACAAUUAUUUCUUCUAAUUAUAUCGAUACUUCCUCGAUCUCAAUUGUCGGCAAGGCCAGUGUUUUUUGGGCAAGCACGACGUUGAGAAAGCGUCGCGUCGACGAUUUGAUGGAUUUGAUGUGGUGGUGGGAGGUGUUUUGAUAUCAAACGGAAGGAGUUGUGUGGUGGUGUGCGUGGGACGAGCUUUCAACUUGACGUUUCUAGAAAAAAUUUGUAGCGUGAAAAGUCGUCCAGAGGGGCGGAAAUGGUCUCUUUUGACUCCGCAGAGUCUCUGGAGAGGCCCCUUGACCACCACCAGUGAACCCAAAGUGGGGAAAUGGGCGAGAACUACAAGUACACGCUGCUCGAGGAGCUGGCGAACGAUGGUGAGAAGCCGUUGCCACGUCGGAAAGCCAGCAAGCAGCAGAAUGAUCUGCAAUUCUCCUUCAUUUGCCUCCUGCUGUGCGUCAUCAUUCUCACGGUCUUCCUGGGAAUGUACACGGACUCCUUCCAUCCCAUCAUCGACGGGAUCGCCGUGCAGCUGGGCUACCAGGAGAAGCAAUUCGCCGUGAUCCUCGAUGCUGGCUCCACGGGCAGCCGCGUGCUGGCGUAUGAGUUCCACAAAGGAUACCUGGACGGCAGAUUAGUGUUAGACAAUGAGUUGUUUAAGCAACUCAAACCGGGCUUAUCGGCCUUUGCAGAGAAGCCAAAUGAGGGCGCCCAGCAGAUCGAGAAAUUGCUGCAAGAGGCGAAGAAUGUCAUACCGCAGACUUACUGGGCCACAACUCCGGUCGUGCUGAAAGCCACAGCGGGUCUCCGGUUGCUGGAUCCCGCGAAGGCCGAUGGACUGCUGAAAGCCGUGCGCAAGAUGUUCAGCAAGUCCGGCUUCCUGAUUGAGGACAACGCCGUGGAGAUUAUGGAGGGUGUGGAUGAGGGAAUCUUCUCAUGGUUCACGGUGAACUUCCUGCUGGGUCGAUUGAAUGGGAAGAACACCGUGGCGGCGCUGGAUCUCGGCGGCGGCAGCACUCAGGCCACCUUCGCGCCCAAAGAUCUCUCGCAGAACAUCUACGACGGCUACAUCCACACCGUACCCACGGCGGCGGAUCACGUGCAGGUCUUCACGCACAGCUACCUGAAUCUUGGCCUGCACGCAGUGCGUCACGCCGUCUUCAUGAGCGGACAGCCGGAGAAUCAGACCAGCAUCGAGAGCGAGUGCGUGAAUCCGAUUGUGCACAGCAAACUCUUCCGCUACGCGAACAAGGAGUUCCUCAUCAGCGGCCGGGACAACAAGAAGUCCACGGCGGACAAUCCGGAGGUGGACUUCGAGGCGUGCCUCGAGAAUGUCAAGAGCAAAGUUGUGCCACUGGUGAAACCGAAGCCCGUGACUCUGAAGCAGCAUCAAAUAGCGGCCUUCAGUUACUACUUUGAGCGCGCCAUCGAGACAGGAUUGGUUGAUCCAAAUCUGGGUGGUGAGAUAAAAGUGGGCGAUUUUUACACCAAAGCACGGGAAGUGUGUGCAAUUCCCAAUACAGAUCAGCCCUUCAUGUGUCUCGAUCUCACAUUCAUCUCAGUCCUGCUGCAGGACGGCUUUGGGCUGAAGCCUCAGGCGCAAAUUAAGCUGUACAAGAAGAUAGACAACCACGAAAUUUCAUGGGCACUCGGCUGUGCCUACAACAUCCUGUCCAAGCGGACAACGACUAAACAAUGAGACGAAAUGAUUCCCAGGGAUAAAAGGAGAUUGCCCAAAACGGGGCGUCUUUCAUAUCAACUCUUUCAAGGGCUUUAAAGACUAAAACAAACGAAACGUAGCGAGUAUGAAACUGAGAGAAAAAAAGGGACAGAAAUAGCAGUUAGUUGAGGAAGUGGAAGAAGAGUGCCUUAAGAAGUCCUUUUAUAAUCUGUUCUUAUUUGCCACAAAAAAAACCCACAAAAUGAUGAAAAUUGCCAGAAUAAUUGUUAAUUUUGUAGACAAAUUUAAACAUUCCCUUUCCCCUUGCGCGGUCUUUUAGUCAAGAUAAUGUUUAUUUCGAGAGAUGGAAAUAGUGGGAGAUAAAACCGGGAACAGACUUUUUAACACCAUAGUUGAUAAACAGAAAAUUUCCAUUGUCAUUUUUUUUGUUGAGAUAAGGAGAAAA
Messenger RNA from Phlebotomus argentipes, 2187 nucleotides. RefSeq names its product ectonucleoside triphosphate diphosphohydrolase 5 (gene NTPase). The coding region runs from base 390 to 1760 and encodes 456 amino acids. The record is from RefSeq and is a predicted model, not a curated record. Lineage: Eukaryota; Metazoa; Arthropoda; Insecta; Diptera; Psychodidae. Gene Ontology annotation, molecular function: GDP phosphatase activity; UDP phosphatase activity. The transcript is spliced from 5 exons. Gene Ontology annotation, biological process: nucleoside diphosphate catabolic process. Gene Ontology annotation, cellular component: membrane.